Molecule: messenger RNA, 795 nt
Organism: Oncorhynchus masou masou (cherry salmon)
Lineage: Eukaryota; Metazoa; Chordata; Actinopteri; Salmoniformes; Salmonidae
Exons: 6
Coding region: 1-795 (264 amino acids)
Source: RefSeq, a predicted model, not a curated record
AUGUCUCUCCUUUGGCAAUGUGGAAUUGUUUUGGCUGUCGUCGUAGCAGCAGCAAGCGCUGCCAAUGAAGAUUUUAAUGUGGAUUGUGAGAAACACUCCAUUAAAGUGACAUGGAAGGUCAGUCCAGAGUUGGUUGAACAUGCUGCCCGUCUUUUCCUUGGACACUGUGUUCCGUCCACAUUUUCUGUUCUUCCCACGGGAGAAGGGAUGGCGACAUUCCACUACAACCUCAAUGGCUGUGCCAUCAAGAAACGGGUGACUGGCAAAAAACACAUCUAUUCAACCAGCCUGACUUACAGACCUAACCGAAAGCCCAAACCUGCUGCUAUUAGUCACCAUAUAAAGUGUGUUUACAUAAGCCCUGAGGGAUGGAUUCCCCCAUUCCUUAUCCCUGCCUAUGGUAGUGCUGAGGGUCAUGGAGGAUUGGUUUUCCACAUGGCACUCCUCAAUGAAGACCUUACUGGUCUGGCUAAGAGCAGCCUGUUUCCCCUGGGCUCUUUCAUCCCCAUCUGGGCAGCAGUGGAUCAGAAGGACCAUCAGCCCUUGCUGCUGCUCUUGGAGGAGUGUGUGGCGGCCACAACACCAGAACUGCAGUCUGCGAGCCUGGUGUACCCCAUCAUCACCAACAAGGGUUGCCUUGCAGAUGGGAAGACUGGGAACUCCAGGUUCCUGCCUAGGUACCACUCGUCUGCUAUUCUGCUUUACCUGCAGUCCUUCAAGUUUGCCUUAGGCGAGGAAGUGAGUGGACCACAAGUUCUCUGUAUGACUGGGUUGUUUUCAUACUGUAGCUCUUGA